Molecule: messenger RNA, 1740 nt
Organism: Prunus avium (sweet cherry)
Lineage: Eukaryota; Viridiplantae; Streptophyta; Magnoliopsida; Rosales; Rosaceae
Product: calmodulin calcium-dependent NAD kinase
Molecular function (GO): ATP binding; kinase activity
Source: RefSeq, a predicted model, not a curated record
AUGCAGAAAGGUAAGCAUCAUGGAACAAAACUAGUGAGCCUCUUGAUAUUGGCCUCUUCCGUGGCUAUAUGCUUCCAUCCUUCAUGCAAAAAGCUACGUAAUUUAUCACUCCUCACCUCUCAGUUUUCUUCAGAUCACAACAACAGCAAACUUACCUUCACACAGAUCCUGGUAGCCUCUUCCAUCGGGAUCAUCAUCGCCGCUGCGGUGCAUUACCGUCUGCGAAAGCUCAAGGAUCAGAAGAUCAUCCCACGCCUGAAAAUAUCUGACUCUAGCCGUGUUCAACACAAGCUUGAAAGGUUCCCUCAUUAUGUAGCUAGGCAGCUGGGAUUUAAAGACAGAAGAGAAUGUCCACAUCUCUGCAAGUUAGCCACUGAAUACAUCAGAAAAUUUGAAGGGUUUGAGGAUGAUAUCUAUAACUUCUUCUCAAGUGAACCGGAUGCCGAUUCGCUGUUUGUGAAGCUUGUGGAGGAGUUUGAGAGAUGCAUCCUCAGCUAUUUUGCAUUUCAUUGGAGCCUAGCUGACCUCAUGAUUAGUCAGAUCUUGAGCUGUGAUGAGCCCAAAAAGAAGCUCAAGAACAUUGUCAUGGCAGCAACCAGAGAACAGAGAUUUGAGAGGGUGACGAAAAAUUUGAAGGUGGCUAGAGUUUUCACAACGUUAGUGGAAGAGAUGAAAGCAAUGGGACUGGCGACUGCGGUGGAUGACUCGACAUGUACAGAGGUGAUGGCUCCAGUAGCACAUGCUGAUAGAAGUCCAGUCCUCCUCCUCAUGGGAGGUGGAAUGGGAGCAGGGAAGAGCACUGUGCUAAAGGACAUCCUCAAAGAAACAUUCUGGGCUGGAGCAGCGGGGAAUGCAGUAGUCAUUGAGGCAGAUGCCUUCAAAGAAUCAGAUGUUAUAUAUAGAGCCCUCAGCUCUAGAGGACAUCAUGACAUGCUUCAAACUGCUGAACUGGUACACCAAUCAUCUACAGACGCAGCAUCAUCACUCUUGGUCACAGCACUUAAUGAAGGGCGGGAUGUGAUCAUGGAUGGCACACUCUCUUGGGUACCAUUUGUUGUGCAGACAGUAACAAUGGCGAGAAAUGUCCACCGCCGCCGUUAUCGGAUGGGACCUGGUUACAAGGAGGGUGAAGAUGGAACUGUUAUCGAAAACUAUUGGGAACGACUGGACGAUGAAGAACCAGAACAAGUAGGAGGCAGAAAGAGAAAACCAUACAGGAUAGAGCUUGUUGGAGUUGUGUGUGAUGCUUAUCUAGCUGCUAUAAGAGGCAUAAGGAGAGCUAUCAUGUGUAGAAGAGCUGUACGAGUAAACUCACAAUUGAAAUCCCACAAGAGAUUUGCAAAUGCAUUUCUAACAUAUUGCCAACUGGUUGACAACGCAAGACUAUAUUGCACAAAUGCAUUGGAAGGUCCACCUAAGUUGAUAGGAUGGAAAGACAAAGACAGAACCUUGCUUGUUGAUCCAGAUGAAAUUGAUUGCUUGAAAAGUGUGGGCCGAUUAAAUGACACAGCGAAUUCCAUAUACGAACUUUACAAGCACCCUAACCCAGCUUGUGAAACUGGGUCAAUCUGGAAGGACAUUGUCUUAUCACCUUCAAGAUUAAACAUUCAAAAAGAGCUGAAGUACUCCAUCCAGAAAGCUGAAAGAUUGAAACGAUAAACCAAUGGUCCCAGCCAUGUGCGUUUUAAACUUCUUAUCUUCACAGCACAGAUCAGAAGAUGGAGACUGAACAAAGCAUUG